Messenger RNA from Mytilinidion resinicola, 600 nucleotides. Its product is annotated as trypsin-like serine protease. Gene Ontology annotation, molecular function: serine-type endopeptidase activity. The record is from RefSeq and is a predicted model, not a curated record. The transcript has 3 exons. Lineage: Eukaryota; Fungi; Ascomycota; Dothideomycetes; Mytilinidiales; Mytilinidiaceae. Gene Ontology annotation, biological process: proteolysis. The annotation marks the transcript as partial.
UGGCCCAUUGCUACAGGAUGGCUCAUUCGUCCUGAUCUUCUAGUGACCGCUGGCCAUUGCGCUUUCGAUUGGGCUCACAACAUGGGUCGCCUUGUCCAAGUCAAAUGUUACAUCGGAUAUAACGGCAACAAUUCCAUCAAGGACUACUCAGCCAACGUCCAGUGCCGCCAGGGCAAGCGCGUUGCCACGACCCUUGACUGGCUCACAGCUAAAGGAAAUCGCGCUUUCGAUGCUUCUUUCAUCCUUCUUGACUCCCCUUUUGAGGGUAUCACGCCGUUCAAAUUUGCAGAUACACCCCUUUCGGGUUCCAUGUCUCUUGGCGUUGUGGGUUAUCCUGGUGACUUGAAGGAUCCUGCUACAAACGAACCCGGUGCCCAUAUGUACGAAAUGUUUUUACCAACCAAAUUUAAUUUGGUCGACUCCCAAUGGCGUAUGUUGGAGUACGAGAUAGACACCUUUGGAGGCAAUUCCGGAUCUCCUGUCCUCCGCGAAAGCGAUCACGUUGCUGUAGGCGUCCACGUCUACGGAGGUUCUCCCAAUUCUGCCUCGGUCAUUGGUCUUUACGGAAACCCCUUCCUUGACUAUGUUGCUGCUUUCGAU